This is a messenger RNA of Cornus florida, 1844 nucleotides long. RefSeq lists its product as uncharacterized. The transcript is spliced from 3 exons. The record is from RefSeq and is a predicted model, not a curated record. The coding region runs from base 203 to 1549 and encodes 448 amino acids. Lineage: Eukaryota; Viridiplantae; Streptophyta; Magnoliopsida; Cornales; Cornaceae.
CAUCAACGCAUAGAAGCACGUUAGAUUGGCCCACGGUCGGUUAUCUUCACCAGCCUCUUCCACCCCCCUUUCAAUCCAAGUCUCUCUUUACCAUUCGCACUCCAAAACCCCAUUAACAUAUCCUUUUUUUUUUUUUUUUUUUUUGCGCCAUACCUCUCUCUCUCUCUCUAAAACUUGAUUCUUUGUUGUGUUUCUCUCUCAUAUGAAGACUCUGUGCCCCAACCUGGACCGAGAAGAUGGACUGGAGACGGUGCUUGAAGUCCCAAUCCCAGAAGAGACGUUUGGGUCCUCCAAACAAAACAGAUCAUGGCAAAACAUGACAUCAUGGAUGCGAUCACACGUAGAAAGGUCACCCCAAUCCGUCCUCGGAGCCAGAAGCACCGAGAUCCAGCUCUUGCUUGGUGUCGCCGGAGCUCCGCUAAUCCCUCUUCCCAUCCCUUGCCUUCAACCCAUCAACAAAAACAAAAGCAUCAAAGACUAUCCCAUUGAGGCUUCAAUGGCGAAAUAUAUAGUGCAGCAGUAUAUAGCUGCGUGCGGGGGUGAGAAGGCGUUGAACUCGAUUGACAGCAUGUGUGCGACGGGGAAGGUGAAGAUGCUGGCGUCGGAGUUUCUUGGCACAGAUGGUGCAAGUGUUGGGUGUAGGCGGUUGAAUAGUGGUGGUGGUGGUGAUAAAGCAACGAAGGUGAAGAGUGGUGGAGGAGGAGGUGGAGGAGGAGGAGAGAUGGGAGGGUUUGUGCUGUGGCAGAAGAGGCCAGACCUGUGGUGUCUGGAACUGGUGGUGGGAGGGUAUAAGAUUAGUGCUGGCAGUGAUGGCAAAGUGGCAUGGAGGCAAACUCCUUGGCAAAAUUCCCAUGCUUAUCGUGGCCCGCCCCGUCCCCUUCGUCGUUUCCUACAGGGUCUUUGUCCAAGGUCUACUGCCAAUUUAUUCUCCAAUUCCAUCUGCAUGGGUGAGAAGACCAUCAAUGGUGAGGACUGCUUUGUUCUAAAACUCGAUGCCGAAUCGUCGGCUCUUAGAGCAAGAAGCAGCAGCACUGUAGAGAUAAUCCGGCACACGGUUUGGGGCAACUUCAGCCAGAGGACAGGCCUCUUAGUACAACUCGAGGAUUCGCACCUUCUCAGGAUCCAAACUUCACCACAUGAGAGUGUCUUCUGGGAGACAUCAAUGGAGUCACUAAUACAAGACUACAGGACCAUUGAUGGUGUUAACCUUGCCCAUGCCGGUAGAACAGACGUUUCGUUGUUCAGGUUUGGUGAGAAGUCGGAGAGCCAUUCCCGGACACGAAUGGAAGAGGUGUGGACCAUUGAAGAGGUAGACUUGAACAUAAAGGGACUGUCCAUGGACUGCUUCCUGCCUCCCGGAGACUUGAAGAAGGAGGAAGAAGGAUGUGGUGGUGGUGGUGGUGGUGGUGGUGGUGCUACUGCUGCUAGCAGUGUCGUGAAUCCGCGAUUGGGAUUAAGAAAUCUAUCCAAGUCUGGUAGGAUUGGUUCUUCUAAAGUUAUGGCUUUUGAUGAUGGGGAUGAUUCCGACAACACAGAAGGGGAUGAAUAGUUCCUAAAAGUGUCAUACAUUUGUGUAAAUAUUGCAUGACACUACAUUUUUUUUUUUUACAUAUAUUUGUGUAGCUUAGCUACUAGUUAAUGAACUGCUAAACGGUUAGAGUUUGAGAAUCAAUUAUUAAGUGAAUUGAUGAUAGGAUUAGUUGAUAGGUUUACCCAUCUUCAAUUCGAAGAGAGGUCGGACAAGGUACAAAAAUUUUAUGUUGUUAUUUUUAAACAUUGUCCUGUCAAAAGUUAAUUUCUAGCACCCAUAAUGUGUGUAAAUUUCUUGUUAGGAUUUAAAAAUA